CAGCCCGUACUGCCAAGAUCACUGUUAUGCGCAUGGGGUGUAUUCCUUACAAUAUUUAUCAGUUGAAGGCUUGUGUGUUUUGUUAUUCAAUAAUCAGUUAUUGUAGGAUUCGUCAGAGAUCUCUGUGUAUUUUAAAUUAAUAGGACACAAGGAAAUAACGAUUAUAUUAAAAUGUAUUUUUCUUUAUUGAUUUCUUGUCCCGAUUCAUUCAGAAACAUUUCCGGUAACUUCCCCAUUCGGCUCUGACGCGUCGUCUUUCCGAUAAUUGAUUCUGUUCUGGGAAGAGCGAGUUAGCUGAAACGCCAUCUUUAUUCCAGUCCCUUAAAAUUAUUUUUCAUCUUAUUUUGUCUUCUUCCGGAGCGGUGUUUUGUUUCGGUUUCACUCCCAAUCAGUGAUCUCGUUGUGAAUAAUUUCGGCUUUACGCAAAGAUCCAAGACCAGGACAGAUCACUCCUUCUAAAAAUUUAGAUUUUUUUGCGGUUUGGAAUAGAUAAAACCAAAGGCGUGCAAGUGCAGAAGAUGAUGUCGCUUGCAAUCUUUGUUUCACUUCUGUCCUUGAUGUUGCUGCACUACGGGCAGGCUCAGCUGAUUAUAACCAAAGAGGCGCAGAAUGGUACCUACUGUUCUGCUGCAUUAUUGAAAUGUAUUGUGACCAACCUGAGACAGAAUAAAAUCCAAAAUAUGGUUUUAAUCUGGAAAUUAAAUAAUGAAGAAAUCUACGGUUUUAAUGGUGAAGAUGGAAAAGAACGGAAGUUGGAUUCUGUCGGUCCACAGGUAGAUUUAAAAGCCUUGGCACAUGGAAACGCUUCCAUUUGGUUGAAAUCCCCCAAACCUGGAAAUUACACUUGCUACGUGUUGGAAGGGAGCUCAGAGGGAAGCGGCGUCUUCAAAUUUACAGAAGUGUGGGAUAAUUAUACAUUCCCAAGACCACAAGCAGUAGUCCUUUAUGUGGUGUUUGCUGCUGUGACUGUUGUACUCGUCCUCCAAAUCCUUUUUUACCAUUUGGGUGGUUAUGAUCAGAAAGCUAAAGCAUACUGUCUGGGGGUCUUCUCCAUUGUCCUUAUUAUAGUGGGACUUUCAUUAUUUUCCAAAGGGGUCAGUGACGGAGUGACAGGAAACAGCAACAUUGGAUUUGUCAUCACAGUGUUUUCCAUGGUGGUUGUGUUGAUCAGUCAAGCAUUUUACUGGUUCAAAGGAAUAGCUGCCAGCAACAAAGCAAAGUAUUAUCUCCCUUUGUAUUCUACUAUCCCGAUGAAGGUUGUUGGUUUUGUCAUCUCUCUUGUUGGUUUCGGUAUUUGGGUCUCCAACGUCUUAUCUGCAACUGCACCAGAUUGUGGUCUUCUUGAAAUUAGCGCUAACAUCGCCCUUAGCGGUGUGGUCAUCUUUGCAAUAGCUGAAAUUGUGGAAUUCAUUUUUUGGUACUGCUUCAAAGGGCAAACAAAAUCAGAAUCGGAAAAAUCAAAUCCAAAGGAAAGUGCACCACUAAGUACCACGGAAUCCAAAUAACAAACCAGAUCAGGGGAGUGAGGAGAGAUAAGAUCCUGGGGUCCUUUGGCUUUGCAGAAAAUGUGCAAUACAAUUCCACCAAAGGAAAAAGGAAGAUGGAGCUACAUAUGGUAACUCAGUGCUGUGUGUUUGAUAUUAUUCGUCAUGCAGUUUGCCUAGGAAAAAGCACUUAGUGAACAUAACUAAUAUGUGUAUGUCCAGAAUAACUUGUCUGUACAGGACUGAAAUUAAAUGUAUAAAUAAAACAAAGACAAUUUCUUAAAUUUUGAGUUACAUUAAAAUUGAAUUAAAAACAUUGAUUCCAAUUUAAUGCCUAUAAGUUUUAGAUUUCAUGCUCUCCCAACUGUAAAUUCCUCUUAUUUCUAAGGGAGUGUAGUUAAUAGAUUUGAAUGUCACCUGUAGGUGAAAACAUUCAGUACAGAAGCUUUUGUGAAGUGUCACCCGCAAUUGACAUUAGCUACACAGAUUUGAAGAGGGAUUGCCAUGUUUGGAAUCUUGGAAUCUUUAACAUUUUAAUAAAACAUAGUGUUUUUGUAAGAGCCAGAAUAGCUGUAGACCAAAAUAAAUGUGUAUCGGAAGUAUAAAGGCUACCAGUAUAGGAUGGAUGAUUGACAUUGAGCCCAUAGAGACACACCUACUGAAUGUAUAGUCUAUGUGCACUGCUUAUCAAAUUGAGGUUUUUUUAUAACUUUGCUUACUUAUAAAUGUUCAAAUGUUUGUAAACCUUGGCUUAAGUAAAAAUUUGUUUAAACACUGCAUAUUGCGAAGAAGCUACUGCUUUGUUAGAAUGUGUUGAUGUGCUUUUGUUUUAACGUAAAAACUGCAUGAGCAGUUGAGGUAUUUACUACACUUUGGAAUUUGCUGUAUUUACGUAAAGGUUAAUAAAUUGUUCUGGAAUAAAUGCUCAAGGAGACUUGU
Molecule: messenger RNA, 2423 nt
Organism: Lepisosteus oculatus (spotted gar)
Lineage: Eukaryota; Metazoa; Chordata; Actinopteri; Semionotiformes; Lepisosteidae
Product: leukocyte surface antigen CD47
Biological process (GO): positive regulation of phagocytosis; positive regulation of inflammatory response; positive regulation of cell-cell adhesion
Cellular component (GO): plasma membrane
Molecular function (GO): thrombospondin receptor activity
Source: RefSeq, a predicted model, not a curated record